Messenger RNA from Pocillopora damicornis (cauliflower coral), 1648 nucleotides. Its product is annotated as G protein-coupled receptor 83-like. Gene Ontology annotation, biological process: G protein-coupled receptor signaling pathway. Gene Ontology annotation, cellular component: plasma membrane. Gene Ontology annotation, molecular function: G protein-coupled receptor activity. The record is from RefSeq and is a predicted model, not a curated record. NCBI's taxonomy places the organism in Eukaryota, Metazoa, Cnidaria, Anthozoa, Scleractinia, Pocilloporidae.
UUCAAUGCUAUGAAUAACUUAAUUUGAUCUUUCGUUCCAUAGAAUUUAAAAAUCUUAUCAGAUUUGUCGAAAAAAAUUUAUAAACUCCAUUUUCAUACCGGAUACAGUCCUUGAUAAAGUUUUUUAUUGAUUAACGGAUUGUCGAAUAGAACAUCACAUUAAAAAUGUACUCACCCGAUGCUUUUAAUUAAAUGACCUUUUAUUUACAUGUCUUGAUUAUAUUUUAGUCCAGAAACGACACCAGCAGGAUCAACUAUAUAUCACGGAAAGUCUUUCAACUAGUUAUUUUUAUGAACGUUUUACUACGAUGUGACAGGUUUGACUUUUCAUCUGCUGACUCUGUCAAAUAAUGCUCGCCUGAAACAUGCAGGGCCGUUGACUCAAAGUUAAAGGCGAGUGUAUUUUUUCAGCCUUUCCAGUGAAUUAUGGCCAAUUUCUCUAUUUUUCAGCCACAAAUCCAAUCUUUGAGUUCAGCGCUUCCUAAUUUGACCUUGGUUCUUCUCAUUUGCUUCUCUUUUUUGGGACUCGUGAUCUGUGGAGUCAUCGCUAAUGUUCAAGUCUGCCGCGUACUGGUUCGAGGUCGUCGAUUUAAAAAACACUUGUCAAACUUCAUGCUCUUUCACUUAUCGAUCACGGAUCUGAUCUAUCGUCUAGUUGUUGUUCCAGGGUUUGUAGCUGCAAAAUACUUCCCUGUGAGGAACAGGUCAGAGCUGUUUUGUAAAUUCGCAGAUACAUGUCUUUACACUGUCUACACUGCUGUUUUUUCAAGUUUGGUUGUCAUUGCAUUUGACAGGCACCAGAGCAUCACAAAACCGUUUCAACAUCUUCGCCGUAAACCCAAGUUUUUUCGUUGGAUUUUGGUUGUUUGGGGAUAUUCCACUGUUUGCGCAUUGCCACAGUUUUUCAACGAUGGAAUUGGUACUUUUACUUUUAAUCUUGCCGAUUAUUCCAACUCAACUUACGUUUUUCAGAUCUGCAUCACCACAAAAGACGGUGCCAGUAAAAAAAUAUUGGCAAUAUUUUAUUUCAUUUCAGGUUUUCUUGUGCCUCUAGUGUUAAUAAGUAGUGCCUACUCUAAAAUCGCACUCUUUCUUUGGAGAAAAAGUCGUGAUCGUGUGUUGAAUCAAGCCGCAUUUAAAUCAAGAAGAAGAGCGUUUCAAAUGCUUGUGCUGAUAGUUCUUGGUUUUGUGAUUUGCCUGGGAACGCCACAAUUAAAAGAACUGAUGGAGUCGUUAGGUGCUGUUCAGGUUAACGCAGCUGUCGCCAUCACUGUUUCGGUUUUUCAACUGUCGAGUUCCCUUAUCAAUCCAAUAAUUUACAGUCAUUACUCCUCUGAGUUUAAACAUGGGCUUAAAAAUGGAAAAUAGUUUCUGGAAAAUAGCUCUACACAUAGUUCAUCAUGGAAUAACGGACUGUCGAAUUGAGCAUCAAGAUAACAAAUGAACUCGCAUAAUGAUGAUUUCAUCUCAAUAACCUUAUUAUUUACGCAAGUCAUGCUAAUAUGUUAGCAAAAAUAACAGCAGAAUCGACUAAUAUCUCACGGGAAGUCUUAUAAUUUUUUUAAUUAAUUAACUAUCUACUUGGAUAUGAUUGGCUUGGUGUUUCAAUUCCUGUCUCUGUCAAAUAAUGUUUGCCUGAAACAUGCAAA